UUGUUACCCGUCAGAUCAGAUGAGGCAAUAAUAAACACGCCAACCCAGAGAACAAUUUCACCAAAGUAAUUUGGAUGUCGACUAAUUGACCACAAACCUGAACUGAUGAACUUACCCUGUUUGGAUUUUACCCCAACGGUAAAAGAUUUUCGAAAUCAGCCAAGCAUGAAGUAGAGCGGGAAACCGCGCGGGAAAUUCAAUGAGAUUUCGCGCCUUCUUAACGAGAGUGAAGCAUUCGCACAGGGAUUAUUCAUUUUGCACGCUAAGCAAUUGCUCAAAAGUACGUUUAAAGAUGGAUUCUGUUCAAACCGUACGAAGGGGAAAGAAAUUUGCGAUUGAAGGGAACAUAGCAACGGGAAAAUCAACAUUUCUAAAGCUUCUGGAAUCUCAAUCGCCGGAUUGGAGCGUGGUGGCAGAACCUGUGGCCCGGUGGACGAACGUAAGUCAGGAUGGUGACGAAGUUGAACUGACGACUUCUCAAAAAAGCGGGGGUAACCUUUUACAAAUGUUUUACGAUGAUAUUCACCGUUGGUCGUAUACUUUUCAGUCCUAUGCCCUUCUAAGUCGCAUGCGCUUACAACGUGAGCCAUUGCCUGCCAGCUUUACUAACGAACAAGUUAAAAAACAUGUUCAAUUCUUUGAACGUUCAAUGCAAUCAGACAGGUAUAUUUUUGCAUUGAAUUGCUAUGAAAGUGGCUGCAUGUCUGAAACUGAGUGGAAUAUAUAUCAAGAUUGGUCUCAAUACUUGGUACAUAGCAUUGGGGAGCUUAAAUUGGAUGGUAUAAUUUAUCUUCGUGCUAACCCCGAGGUUUGCUACCAACGAAUGCUGAAACGUGGUCGGCCAGAAGAAUCGGGGGUCACAAUGGAGUAUCUGGAGUGCUUGAAUGAAAAGCACGAAUCCUGGCUUUAUAGAAAAGAUGUAAAAAUGGAUGAAUCUCUUAGUGAUGUUCCUGUAUUGGUGAUUGACUGCAAUGAAGAAUUUGUUACCAACCCAGAAAAGCAUCAGAGCAUGAUGUCAAUGGUUCAUAAGUUUGUGGGGAAUCCAUCUACUUCAUUGGAUGAUUCUGGUGUCGAUUCACAAUGUAGCUCAAUCUCAAUGGAUAGUGAUGAGAUGGACAAUUCAGACAUUGAAUAUUGAACAUUUUUAUGAUAUUUUUAAUGUUUUAUAGGCGCCAAACCUGGGGUUGCAGGGUAGACAGACUAUCCCAGCCUCUACUGAAUUUUUAAUCAUUUGGCACCUAUUAAUUUUAACCAUUUUACAUCACCCUGUGUCUGAUAAUACAUAGAUGUUUAUAUGUGAUUAAAACUUCUUCAGUUACCAAUCUAGAUAGAAGUGUUGCAUAUGUUAGUUAUUAAUACUGCUUCUAAAAUAGCACCUAUAAAAAUAUCAAACCACGUCAUUAAUUUUUUUAUCUUGUGUAAUGCAUUGUAUUAUUAUGAAGUUUUUAUCAUUAGUUUUAGUUUAGUUGAUGUGAUGUAUUUGUCAAAAUAUGAAGCGCUUUUUUUUAUAUAGUGCGAACAUAAAUAUACCCCUGACAAUGAUAAAUCUUUUAUUAAGAGUUUGAAUGUUUUAUUUAAUGUUUUUAUACAAAGAUUGGUGUAUUAAAAGAAAUAAAUACUAUCAUCUGUUUCAAAUGCUUACUAAAUCAAUAUUUUAUAAAAGUUAGUGUUGAAGUUGAACCUUAAUGUUUUAUUGGUUUUAUGUAGA
This is a messenger RNA of Ciona intestinalis (vase tunicate), 1708 nucleotides long. RefSeq names its product deoxycytidine kinase 2. Gene Ontology annotation, cellular component: mitochondrion; cytoplasm. Gene Ontology annotation, molecular function: deoxynucleoside kinase activity. The record is from RefSeq and is a predicted model, not a curated record. NCBI's taxonomy places the organism in Eukaryota, Metazoa, Chordata, Ascidiacea, Phlebobranchia, Cionidae.